Lagenorhynchus albirostris (white-beaked dolphin) is the source of this 6265-nucleotide messenger RNA. RefSeq names its product zinc finger CCHC-type containing 17 (gene ZCCHC17). The transcript has 8 exons. Gene Ontology annotation, biological process: RNA stabilization. Gene Ontology annotation, molecular function: zinc ion binding; RNA binding. The coding region runs from base 136 to 861 and encodes 241 amino acids. The record is from RefSeq and is a predicted model, not a curated record. Lineage: Eukaryota; Metazoa; Chordata; Mammalia; Artiodactyla; Delphinidae.
GUCCUGUGGGUGGAAGCUCGCUGACUGGGUUUCGGUGUUGCGCGCAAUGCUGCGGCGAGGAGACCGGACGCUGAUACCGAGACACUUGAAUUAGCUUUAGCAGAAGAGAAAUGGAGGAACCAUAGAACAUUAAGGAUGAAUUCAGGAAGACCCGAGACCAUGGAGAACUUGCCUGCUCUCUACACUAUUUUCCAAGGAGAGGUUGCUAUGGUGACAGACUAUGGAGCCUUUAUCAAAAUCCCAGGCUGUCGGAAGCAAGGUCUGGUCCAUCGAACUCAUAUGUCAUCCUGUCGCGUGGAUAAGCCCUCUGAGAUAGUAGAUGUCGGAGACAAAGUGUGGGUGAAGCUUAUUGGACGAGAGAUGAAAAAUGAUAGGAUAAAAGUAUCCCUUUCCAUGAAGGUUGUCAACCAAGGGACUGGGAAGGACCUUGACCCCAACAACGUUAUCAUUGAGCAAGAAGAGAGGCGGAGGCGGUCCUUCCAGGAUUACACUGGGCAGAAGAUCACCCUCGAGGCUGUCCUGAACACUACCUGCAAGAAGUGUGGCUGUAAAGGCCACUUUGCAAAGGAUUGUUUCAUGCAGCCAGGUGGGACCAAGUACUCUCUGAUACCUGAUGAGGAAGAGGAGAAGGAAGAGGCAAAGGCAGCAGAGUUUGAAAAGCCUGACCCCACGAGAAAUUCUUCUAGAAAAAGAAAGAAGGAAAAGAAGAAAAAGAAACAUAGAGACAGGAAGUCAUCUGACUCUGACAGCUCAGACUCUGAGAGUGAUACAGGCAAGAGGGCAAGGCACACGUCAAAAGACAGCAAGGCAGCAAAGAAGAAGAAAAAGAAGAAGAAGCACAAGAAGAAGCACAAGGAGUGAGAGUGGAAAGAGUGGAGGGGGUGGUGGAGAGAAGGAACCAGGAGCCUUGUGCCUUGAAGUGCUGGCUCCUGGAAAGACUCAGUAGUGAGAAUAUGGCCUUCCACCCCAUUGACUUCUCUCCCAUGGGAGAUGGCUUCCCCUCCUGCCACAGGCAGGUUUGGGAGAUAUCAAAAGUAUCUGCCUGAAUGAGUUGUUUUCUUAUCACUCCAGUCCCUUUGCAAGUGACCCCUGCAGCUGACCCAUUCAUUCACCCAACUUCCUUCAUUCAGCAGAAGGUCCUAUUACCCUCUUCCAGCUGCCACUGCCAGAGCCAGAGUCCAGGCUAGAGCCACAGGUACUGCUGUGGAGGUGAGUCUGGCUGUAGUUGGAGAACAGAGUGAUUGGCCCCUCCCUGUUGGCCUUCCUUGGGCUGAUUGGUGGGUGAUCUCUGCUGCAUCCAACACAGGGGCAGAGGGAGACUGGCAGUACUAGGGAGAACAUGGUAAGAAGUGGUGCUCACUUUUUCCAUUCCCCCUAACAUGAUUCUACUAUGUUAGAAUGACAGCCAGUGGUCACCACUGGCCAGAAAACCAUUGUUUGCAGUGACUGAGCUUGUGUGUGACGUUCCGCCCGAUCACUGAACCAGACAGCUCAAGCCAAGAUCAUUGCUUUACUUUUAUUUACUACAAUGUGAAUCAGUUGGUUCCAUUUCAGGUCUCUGCUUAAAUUCCUGGCCCUAAAUGGAAGUAUGCUUGGUUUUAAACUUACUGAGAGUCCUUAUUGGUAUAAUCCCUCUUCCUGUAACUUACAGACUUAAAAGUCACUGAGGCUGCAUUAGGUGACAGAAAAACAUUUAACAUGUUACCUUAGACCUUAGAGAGUGGCCCAGCUAAGGUACAGUGCCAGAGGCACUAGCAAGUCACAGCCUUCUUAGAUCACUUAUAAGCCCUCACUUCUGUAAUGAUCAGAUGACCUCUCCCCCAGGGCUGAUUAGAGAACCAGUAAGAAUUUGAACCAUGAGUAAUGGCCUAGCACAUAGGCAGAUGCUCAGCAGUCAUCUUCGUCAGUGGGCAUUUUCUCCCACCACCACUGGCACAAGCCUGGAUCCUGUGUCCUAAGCCUGUGUUCUGGAAAGAGAGAGACCACAGCAUUCCACAGAGAAGAGCAACUGUCCAGACCCAAAGGCAUUCAGUGCAGGAUGGACCUGAGGUGACAGUUCAGAAGCCCCACCACUGAGUGAUUAUUCCAGGUUGGACUAGCUCAUUUGGCCAUAGGGAGGGGGCAGUGUAAAGGGAAGUUGUAGGUACAGCUGUUUUAUUUUUUGUACGUGUAAGGUGAUCAGCUAUCACUGUCCCUGAGACUGUCCAUUGCAGUCUCUCAUCCAGUGCUUCUUCCUGAGUGGCAGUCGUUUAUGCCUACUCUCUGACACACACAGAAACUGAGACUCCCAGAAUCAUGUCACCAAAAGCAAAAAGGCAACUGGGUGGCCUAGGUGCUGCUUUAUUGACCUCAGAGCACCCUUUGGGUGCAGUUAAAAAAACAAACAUACACAAUGAGAACAGAACUGGAUCCAGGCUGGUGCCACCUGACCCCAGGAGAAUUUCCCCAAUCAAGGUGGAUUUAUACAAAAUGCCGAAGGAAAAAAAUGAGUCAAUCUGGUGCUGAGUCCAGGAGUAGCCAACUGGCAGAGGAGGAGUUGUUGAGGGAGUGGGCAGGUCAUGCCCCUUUCUCGUAAGUGCGAGUGCAAACUGCAUUGCAGUGGGUGAGUGUCUGGAAGAAAAGAGAGUCACGUUAGGGCAGGGGUGUAGACACAGAAGGUAUUGGGAAUACUCUCCACUCUGAUGGGGAGAGCCCUCUACCUUCAUGCUAAAAAUUUUCAUUUACUGCCUACCUACUACGUGCCAGGUACUUUACAUGUAUUUUUUCCUAAUGCUUACACCAAGUCUUUUUUUUUUUUUUGGCCAUGUCAUGUGGUUUGCGGGAUCUUAGUUCCCCAACCAGGGAUUGAACCCGGGCCACAGCAGUGAAAGCACCAAGUCCUAACCACUGGACCACCAGGAAGUUCCCCUAAGUCUUUAAGUUAGGCAUUGUAAUUCCUCUUGUAGAGAUUUGGGGAAAUGAGCUUUCAGGGAGGAAGUAACUUGGUCAAGAUCCCAGAGUGUUUCUCUUUCCCUUGUACCACUCCUCUCCCUUCAUCUUUAGUGCCUAAGAUGGUGCCUGGCACAUAGGAGACAAACAGGUGAAUAAAAAUGUCCAGAGGCUCUUGGGAAAGGACUUUACUAGGCCACCAACUCUCCAUUCUUUCCCUAACUUAGGGUAGUGCCCGGGCCAGAGGCCUGAACCGCCAGCAUCCUGCCUGGCAUCAUAGAGCCAGGCCCAUGGUUUCACCAUAGCUUAACUGCCCAGUGAGUAUUUGGUGCUGUAUAUCACAUUCCCACCAGAGCUAGGUAACUCAUUAUUAACUCUGCAGGGUCCCCUGCCCCGUGUAAGUGCAAGAAUGCAGUGACCAGGUUACACUGACCCAAGAAGGUCUGCAGUGAAGAUGCUGAGGCGAAAACCUGAGGCCCUACAGAAUGAGGCGGCAGAGAUCACGGGUGGCUGCUGUCUCCACCCCUGGGGGUGUUCAGUCAAGGCUACAUUCUUCAAGUGAAGUCCCCAAGUUUGUCCCUAAACAGACAGAUCUAUCUGCCCGCUUGUUUGUCAUUUCCAACCCAGGCCUUAGGUACUUGUAGUAGGCCAGGCAUGGAAAGCUCUGAGAGGAGGUGAGCCUGGAAUGAAGUAGAAAUGACUGUGCUGUUAGUUGGGGCCCCACCGAUCACCAGCCUGUCCCUGCCCAAAGGCUUGGGAGAUGGGAGCCUCUCCUAUGGACCUGGAAUCAGAUUUGGCCAAGCUUUCUACCUCUCCCUGGGGCAAGGCAAUGCGGCAAUGCAGAGAAUGAAACUAAGACCAUGGAGUGCGCCUACUGUAGUGGUCCCACACCAGUGAUGCUCUGUGCUCUGCAUCCACUGUCUCCUUCAGACUUCCCAGCAGCCCUACAAGGUUAGUGUUAUUAACACCCACUUUACAGUUGGGCUUGGAGAAGGUGACUUGUCCAAAGUCAUGCACCCUAUAAGCUGAGAUUUAAACCAAGUCCAAAGCCACUACAUAGAAAAUUCCUACCUAAUACCACCCAGGCCUGCCUCCACCCUCCAUUGUUCCAGCUUCCAUUGGUCCCACUGAUGACCUUGGCUUUUCACAAUAGGCUUGGCUGAAGGGGCAGUAGAAACGAAUUGGGUGAGGCCCCAGAGUUAUCCAUCUUACCAGGAUGAGUUUCCCAGCAACUACUUCCCGCACAAGUGUUGUCUCUUGUCCGUUCCACUUCUGCACGUGGACGAGUUUGCCUCCAUCCAGCGUCACAAUGGACUGUGGAAAGAGGGUAGAGGCCUGAGCUGAGAUCUGAGCUAGGACUGAGGGGCAAGAAGGGGUCUGGUCACUGGGGCCACAAAGGACCCAGCCUCUAUCCCUAUUGACAAUGCUAGGAUCAGAGAUCAGGCAGCCCACCUCCAACCUAGCCCCAUAGGAUGUCUAGUUCACCACUGCUGCUUGGCCGGGGGAGGGGCCUUCAGCUGUUGGGCGAGUAGGGAGAGGCAGAUAGCACAGUGGAGAGGAACAGCCUGGCUCUGAGAAGCGCCACCAGCCUUCAGGAUGGGCACUUAUCCCGUACUCUAGGUGAUGCCCACAGCCCAGUCUCACUAAGACACAGAGUGGGGGGACCAGCCCAAUGCCUGUGAAAGACUGGUGAGGAGGAGUAACCCUGAGACUCUCCGGCCAAGUGGUGAUCACACGUAAUGUCUAAAAGACCCUUGGGGGCGGGAGGUAUUGGAAAAUUGGACCCUGCCCUGUAUUCCUACUCCUCUUGGUCCAUAUCAAGUGACCCCCUUCAGGUGACGAGUGGGCAGCAACUGCCAGGUCCUGGGACUGCGGGCCCUUGGAGUGUUCCACAGCCCUGGUCAAAUGUCCACUUAAUCUUAUGGGUGCUGCCAGCCUGCAUCAGCUGGCUCUCAGUUGGCAACUCUCCCAGGUCUCUCUUCUCUAGAAAUUUGGGGGCUCUAAGCCAGGCUAGGGUACCCUGACUGACCAGGGUUCAGUAGAAGAGUCUGCAAAGGCUGUGUGUAUGUGCUUUGGGGCCAGUGGGUCGGUGGGUGUGCACCCUUACCACCACCUUCCUCCUCAUUCUCAUUCCUCUAGCUUUUUGUCCAUUCAGAGCAGGUUAUGUUUAGCCCAGGCAUCCCAGAGAACUACUGUUGUGUUUAACUGGGGUUCUUGCCCUUCAAGAAGGUAGGCUAGUUCAAGGAGGUAAAGGCAUGUGGUAGGGCAGGCACCUCUCUCCAAGGUAGGCUGCCAUCUUUGGGUACCAUCCCAUCUCUGCUGCCAGCUUCCUGUAUGAUCCUGGGCUGGGCUCCAGCUUCCUCCACAGGGAGGAAAUUAGACCCUCUCCUCUCCUUGGGAGCAGCUGUGAGGAAGAAGAAACAGCUGAGGAGCUGAAUGGAAAGGUCUGGUGGAAAGGUACUGCUAUAGGUACACCCUGUUGAGAGCAAAACCCCUUAGUUCUCUCUUCCAUGCCUGGCUCAGUGGCUGGAAGGCCUGAGGCAAGCUGCCAAGACAGCCACCACCGGGUGACAAGUCCUAAGACUGGGGGCAGAUGUACUCUCCCUCCCCAGGAGGAGAGGGGCUAAGGCUUGGUGAGAAGACACUAUAAACACAUGAAAGACAAUGCUCUAUCCAGAAUAUAGUUUUUCCUGCCUGUAGGCUGGCAGCAUUGGAAAUGGUUUCUCAGGGUCACUGGCCAAGCCCUGGAAGUGGAGGCUGGAGAAGAGGAAGCAUCUGAGUAGGUCUCAACCUCUUGUCCCCAGCUGUCUCCUUGGCUCCUGAAGGCCAGGAUGACCUUUCAGUGGAGGACCUUGACUUCUGGGCAUUGUUCCUAAAGCACCCGAGGUCACAGCCAUGUCCACAUAAGCCCCCAUCUAUGGAAGGGGAAAGAAAGCCAGAGCUGUUGCAUGCCAUACACAAGGUCACCCAGCUGGAGCUGGCGUAGACAGUGAGGUCAGACUAUCCAGGCUCUGUGCUGCCCACUCCCAGAGGCAACAGGUAGAUGCUUCCCAAGAUGGGACGGAGAACAAGAUAGGACUAGCAUGCAUUUAGCACUUGGGACAUCCCAGCACUGCACAGGCGUUAUGGACCUCAUUUGCCACUUCAAUCCCCCAUGAUAGCCUACCCCUCAACGUGCAAUAAUAGGGCGCCACCGUAAUCCCCUUCAGGGCCUUCCAUUCCCCAUGGACCCUUCCUUGACUCACCUUGACCUUCCUGUCAUCUGCUGUUGUCUCAUCGAACUCCACUCCCAGCUUGAAGCUGACCUCCGUGUUCUUAAAGGUGCUUUGUGUUUUUA